Messenger RNA from Numida meleagris (helmeted guineafowl), 1821 nucleotides. It is a transcript of the gene RHOG, whose product is annotated as ras homolog family member G. Gene Ontology annotation, molecular function: protein kinase binding; GTPase activity; GTP binding. Bases 611 to 1186 code for a protein of 191 amino acids. Gene Ontology annotation, cellular component: cell cortex; cytoskeleton; plasma membrane. The record is from RefSeq and is a predicted model, not a curated record. Gene Ontology annotation, biological process: cortical cytoskeleton organization; regulation of actin cytoskeleton organization; small GTPase-mediated signal transduction. The transcript has 2 exons. Lineage: Eukaryota; Metazoa; Chordata; Aves; Galliformes; Numididae.
CCAAGGAACGACAAAGGAAGGGGUUAAUUAAUGAGCACAUCCUCUGCUCCACCUGGAGGUGUCAGGUUGGGAGGGAGGUGGGACGGGGCACCAGCCACAGCACUGGAUGUGACUGGGGAGCUCGGAGCAGUGCAGGGACCCCAGCCCAGCACUGAGGGGCUCUGGGCUGCACAGUGCUGCUGCCAUCCCUGCUUCCCAGCAGCGCAGCCCCUGAUGUCAAUGAGCAGCAGCGGAGCGGCCCGGAGGAGCGCUGCUGCUCCAACUCCUGCUCCACGCACGAAGCCACGUGGAAAUACACUCCAACUCCGCAGCAGCUCCCUUCGCCCACCGCCGGGGCAGGUCUCGGCCUGAAAUCCGCUGCGUGACAUCAGCAGGCUCAGCACGCACCUGUGCCUUGUUCCCAGAUUCCCUUUCGGAUGGGACCCCGUCCUCAGCAGCCAGGCACAGGCUGGGGGCAGCACGGGCGACCCACGGCCCCGGGGGAAGGCCCGGCUGCCCACAGCCCACAGUGCCACGGAUGGAGCUGGGCUCGAAACACGGUGAGAUCAACGCAUGAGAUCGGCGCAGGGACGGCAUCCCGCCGGGCCGCUGAAGCGGAGGGCGCGCGGCGAUGCAGAGCAUCAAGUGCGUGGUGGUGGGCGACGGCGCGGUGGGGAAGACGUGCCUGCUCAUCUGCUACACCACCAACGCCUUCCCCAAGGAGUACAUCCCCACCGUCUUCGACAACUACAGCGCGCAGAACACGGUGGACGGGCGGACUAUUAACCUCAACCUGUGGGACACGGCCGGGCAGGAGGAGUACGACCGCCUGCGGACGCUCUCCUACCCCCAGACCAACGUCUUCAUCAUCUGCUUCUCCAUCGCCAGCCCGCCCUCCUACGAGAACGUCAAGCACAAGUGGUACCCCGAGGUGUGCCACCACUGCCCCAGCGUGCCCGUGCUGCUGGUGGGCACCAAGAAGGACCUGCGCACCCACCCCGACACCAUGCGCCGGCUGAAGGAGCAGAACCAGGCGCCCAUCAGCACGCAGCAGGGCCUCAGCCUGUGCCGCCAGAUCCGCGCCGUCAAGUACCUGGAGUGCUCGGCGCUGCAGCAGGAGGGCAUCAAGGAGGUGUUCACCGAGGCGGUGCGCGCAGUGCUCAACCCCGCGCCGGCCAAGGCCAAGCGGCCCUGCGUGCUGCUCUAGGGCGGCGUGGGGCUGCCGUGCCCAGGGACACCGCCCCUCCGCCCUGCCCCACGCCGGGAGCCCCGGGCUGCGCCUCAGCCCCACGCCGCCCUGCCCGGCCCCACGCACCCCCAGGACCCGCGCGCCUCCGGCUCCGAGCGGCCCCGGCGCCGACGCAGCCGGUUCUGAGAGUCCCCGGCUCCGAGCACCCCCGGCUUUGAGCAUCCUCUGCUGAGCACCCCCGGCUCGGAGCACCCCCAGCCCUGAGCGUCUCCCGCUCCGAACAUCCCCAGCACUGAGCACCCCUUGCUCUGAGCAUCUCUGGCACUAAGCACCCCCCGCUCUGAGCAUCCCCAGCUCCAAACGUCCCCGGUGCUGAGCACCCCCUGCUCUGAGCACCCCUGGCUCUGUGAAUCUCCAGCUCCGAACGCACCUGGCUCUGAGCGCUGCUGGCACUGAGCGUCUCUGGCUUCGAGCCUCCCCAGCUCUGAGCACCCCUGGCUCUGCAGGCUCCCAGGCUCUGCCUCCCAUGGAGUGCAGCGCGGCCGAACUCCGCCAGCCCCAAGCUGUGAGCUUCAGUGCUACGGAGCCCAACUGCACUACCUGCCCGUUGGCCUGGGGCCGGCCGGGCUCCCUCCUGUCCCCUUCGUCCCCAU